Molecule: messenger RNA, 711 nt
Organism: Drosophila subpulchrella
Lineage: Eukaryota; Metazoa; Arthropoda; Insecta; Diptera; Drosophilidae
Exons: 4
Coding region: 1-711 (236 amino acids)
Source: RefSeq, a predicted model, not a curated record
AUGGUCCACAGGGCUCUCACCUGGCUUUUACUGCUCCUUGCUUUGCUAUUCACUAUCGAUCUGGUGGUAAGCCACACUAGAAAUAUCUAUACUUUAGAUGGAAGUCGAUUGGGAUUAAGCAGAAGUAUCAAAAUAUUAGAUGGAAAUAGUAACAGCAGCUUUACUCCUUUGAGUCGAUCGAAACGUUUGGCCAUCUACAAUGGCCAGGGAGUUGUCAAGUGGGUCACGGGCUUGGCGUAUCCCGUGAAACAGGCCGACAAGGAUCAAUCCUUUUGGUUGUUCUUCAACUUACAGGGCCAGUUCAUACCCACCACCGUUCCCCUCUACUGGUGGAGCUUCUGGAACACCACUGCCUUUGUGUCCACAGCUCGUGAGUGGCGCAAGGACAUGCAGGCGAAGAUUUUGCACGACGAGGCCCGAUCCUGGGUGUACAAUGCCAUCGAAAUAGGCAUGGAGCAAUUGGACGGAGCAUAUGGAGGAGUCUGCCUGCUAAGAAGCAUAUGCGAAAUCUCUCAGAAACCCUUUCAGAACAGCAAUAUCUUCAGCGAGAUUGUUAAUGCAGUGUUGGUACCGAGCCUGGACAAUGUGGGCGAUAAGUAUUUGCACGCCCGGGAUGCCGGACGUGGAGGAGCAGAUUGCGAGCGGACCUACAGCGAGUGCAAUCCGCUGCUCUGGACCCUCGUCAAAAACAUGGCCAAGAAUCCGUUUUAA